GGCCCCGAUCCUGCGCGCAUGGCGUGCUCCCGAGCAAAUGCGUGUGCUUGAAGCGAAGCGCUCUGGGCGGUUUACGGAUCCGCGCGCUCUCCCACCUGCCCAGCCGCUUGAGUUCACGGGCGGUUGAGAGAGGUGUCUUGCGAAGAGGGGCUGCCGGGGGGAUUGGAGAGGUCUCGCCGGCGUGGACGCAGCCGCGGGUGACUCUCCUGAAGGCGCGUGGCGGGAGGGGAUGGCUGCGGGGAGGCUCGGGGGAAGCUCCCCUGUUCCAGCCCGCCAUGCCGACUUUGACAGAAAGUGCACUACGAACGCUGCCAAACGCCCCUCCCGCGCCUCUUCUCGCCGCCCGGCCGACCCACUUUCCUCGGGGUUUGCUUUUUAAAAAAACGCUGGGCGUCCUUAAAACGAGCCUUAAAGCGGGGACGGGACGGGGCGGCGGACGUGCGAUGGCGGGUUUGGGGCGUCCUCACGGCACCGAGGCGCUCGAAUCUGAAUUGGGCGAAAGGUUCCGAAGUUCUCUGCCCGUGCGCGCGCGCGCGCUCCCGCCCGCCUCUUCUGCAAAGAGCUUCUGCUCGGCUUCGGAAGGAGGCGAUCGUGUGUGCGCGGCCAUGCGUGCGCCUGGCGUGUCUCCUCCUAACCCUUGUAUGGACUGUGGUGCUUGCCCGCAGCCAUGGGGAAGAUGCUGUCCAAGAUCUUCGGCAACAAGGAGAUGCGGAUCUUGAUGCUGGGCCUGGAUGCUGCUGGGAAGACGACCAUCCUCUACAAGCUGAAGCUGGGGCAGCCGGUGACCACCAUCCCCACGGUGGGCUUCAACGUAGAGACGGUGACCUACAAGAACGUCAAGUUCAAUGUCUGGGAUGUCGGGGGUCAGGACAAGAUCCGCCCCCUCUGGAGACACUACUACACCGGCACCCAAGGGUUGAUUUUCGUAGUGGACUGCGCCGACCGCGACCGUAUCGACGAAGGCCGGCAAGAGCUUCACCGCAUCAUCAACGACCGGGAGAUGCGGGACGCCAUUAUCCUCGUCUUUGCCAACAAGCAGGACCUCCCCGAUGCCAUGAAACCCCACGAGAUCCAGGAGAAACUGGGGCUCACGCGCAUUAGGGACAGGAAUUGGUACGUCCAGCCGUCUUGUGCUACGUCAGGAGAAGGACUUUAUGAAGGUUUAAUGUGGCUUACUUCCAACUACAAAUCAUAAUUCUAGGGCAAUAUAGAGCUCUCUAAUUUGCGCGCACACAAGAAUCUCUAACCAAUGAACCCCUAGAGCAUCUCUUCUCUUCUGGCUUCCCCCUCUCUCCUCCUCAAUCCUCUUUUUGUGCUCUUGCGAAGUGAGAAGUUGUACUGGCAAAGGCUCAGAUGGGAAACGACUUGUCCACCAGGCAAGCUCUUUGCUUCCUUCUGGGUGCCUUUGAUCGAUGCUGAGGUGGGGGAGAGGUGAGGGGUGGGCGUUUGGCCGCAGCCCUCUAGAUGCAGGCCUCCUCGGAGUGCUCGAGUGGCAUUCCUCCAGUCUUUUUAUUUCCCCCCCGCCCCCCAGCCUGGUGGUUCUCCAAACUGUGGUGUGGCACCGAGAGGGUAACACUCGUUUGGAGGAAGUUGGUUGAACUGGUGGUGAUGGCAUUGCCGUUGGGCGAUUCCAAGCUGGUGGGGGUAGUUUGACUUGGGGAGUUCUGCCCUGGUUUUAGGCUCUGUAAGAGUGAGAAAUUCUGCAUUCUAGAGGCCAGCUCUUGGAUUCUGGAUUGAGUUCAGAGGGCCCACCUGAAAGUCAUGUGAGGGGCUGGGGAAGAGAACCCCCCCGGCAAAUCACUCGCUCUUGACUGUACCACCUUGGAGGGCAGUGGGGGCAGUUGACUGGCACCUGCAGACCUCACCCCAUAAUGCCUUCGUGGGGAAUGCUUGGUCUGCCGCCUCUCCUCUCUCUCUUGACCUGUUCAACCUGCUGAGGUUACCUGUCUGGAGGAGGCAAAGCCGUGCCCGCCCAGCGACCAGCCAAACCAGUUCUCCCAGCACCGCGAGGCGGGUGGAAUCGAAGGAACCAUUAAUCAGAGGUUCCGCUGGCUCCCUCUUCCCAAAUCCUUGCCAAGUAUCUUGGCAGGUUGCCCCACCCACUUAAAAAAUUAGGGGCAGAUGGCGGGGUCUGAAGAGGUCCAGCUCCUGGGUUAGUGCUUGGCUUUGCGAAGGCUGAGUUGGCUUCCUCCCGUCUCAUUCCUGGCAUGACUGAACCAACCUGCUUUGCUUUUCUGUGUGCAGCCCCUUCCCUCUUUUACAGAGCACAUUUUCUUGGAGGCAAAAAAGAUCCCCCCUUUCCUUCUGGCCGGUGACUUUGGCCUCCUCAGUUCCCCAUCUGCGCCUACAGAGUUAGCCCACCAAGUUUCCCAUCUAACGCAGGCAUCACGACCCCGACACUCUGUGCUAUCCGUUUCCGUGGCUGACACCUAAGGUCAGCUUCGACCGACCGGUGGAGGCCAAGCCCAGACCCUGGAAUUAAGUUCUCGUAGCCUGUGUGUACUCGUGUGUGUGCUGGGGAGGAAACACCCUGCUGACUCCACUUUAAACAGUGGGAUUGGGUGUGUUGCAAGCCGUGGAUCAAACUGAUCCUGUUAUGAUCCAGUGGGCCAUACGCCUGGUUUUCAGAACCUCAGAUGGAGCAAGAUCCAAGGUGUGGACCAAAGAGUUGCUUUCCUGCAGAGAGGCAGUCGGGGGAUUUUGCCUCCCUCCGCACUUCUGCUGUUGCCAGGGAUUCCCCGCUGUUUGUUUUCCUGGCUUGAGGUGAAUUGUUAAGAAGCAGUGAUCAAUUUGGGGUUAAGAAGCAGUGACCAAUUUGGGGUAAGGUCUCUCCUUAUUCUCGGCCACCCUGGCAGAGAAGAUGCUGCACCGCUACCCCCAGCCCCCCCUCCAAAUCACCGAGUUGUAUGAGUGUGCUAAUCCUUUUCCUUCAGUGUGAGUGAUCUACUCAGGGAGUCUUUGUUCUUUCCCUCCCCCUUUCCUGGCCCUUCCGUAAAAACACUGUUCUUUGAUGAAUUUGGUAAACUUGGGCUUGGAUCGUGCCAACAGGGACAGCCCUCCGUUGCUGCUACCGAUGGCGGGAUGGGAGCCCCGCCACCCUUCCGAGCCAAACGGGUCGCUUUCCUCCUGUCACUGAGGCACUCGGUGAGGGAAGCCCCACAAGGAGGUCCUUGGGUCGGGGGCUCCGUGGUCCCGCAGCACAUGCACUGGUGGUCCGACCAGAUGCAUGGAAUCGGCCAGCUUCCUGGGAAUACCUCCUCAUUCAUCAGGACGGGAGCAAAGUCUGGGCCUCCACGGGAAAUCGCGGCCUGCCCGGUGUCUCGGCUGCACGCCCCCCUGUUUGUCCUCGGUGCUCUGGGGAAGGGCCCACGGCUGCCCCGCAAGCCGUCCAGGCCUGUCCGCUCCGCUUUCCCUCCGGCACACCCUGCCUGCAGCCAAGUUCCCCCUCCCUGGGCGUGCUCCUUGAAGAGGGGAUGACUCAUAACUCCCACAAAGCGGGUUCUCUCCCCCACCCCACCCCACCCCACCCCGCAGUGCAGGGAGUGACUGCAGCUUUUCUUCUGUCCCUCCCUCCGGCGUGGGCUGGCCUGAAGCAGCAGCCUCGGCUGCCUCCCCCUCGGCCGGCUGGAGGAGCCCCCCACAGUCCCCACCUGUGGCUUUGAUGCACCCGGGACCAAGAGGCCACGCGAUGCUCAGACCUGGCGCUGCCGGAAGCGAGGGCUCUGCGUCUGGCUGGCCGCCGCUGUUUGUGCGGCUUGUUUCCUUUCCGGCGCCCACCUCUCCGCUCUGCAACGCCAGGCAGGACCUUUGCGCUCCAGCAAAGGUGGGACCAACGCCCCCCCCCCGCCCUUGAACAGGUGUCAUAAAGUGCUGUCUUCCCCAGCCUGCAAGGCAGGGUUGUGUAGGGAUGAUGGGAGAUGUAGUGAAGCACAACCGGGGUGGGGGGCAUCCAGCUGGGGAAGAGCCAGGCCAUAUAAAUGUUUGCUUCCCAUUUGCUGCCCAAAUGAUGCCACAGUCGGGUUGUUUGGGGGGGGGGGUUGUAAGUGCACAAGGAAUAAACCUCCCUCAGCCACCGUGCCCUGUAUUCUUUUCCUGGGGGUCGGAUGGGCGGGGGGGGGCUCCAGAAGCAUUCCUCCUGUACCUGCUCUCCAUACUCCCCUUCCCAAAUUAACCUGCUGCUGGAACUGAGCAGGUUCAGUUCCACAUCCUGCUUGCUGACAUUCCAACAGAUCUGCUUUGCUUUUGGGAAUCCGGGGAGUGAAACGAGAGUGCAUUAAAGUCAGGUGACCACCAUCUGCUUGGCGUUCGGGAUAAUCCAAUUUACGCCAGGCAGAAUGUGCCUGACACGCCAUCCUGGCAACUCACAGGGAUGUGGAUUCAGGCUGGGGAGGGGUGGAUUAAAGCUCGGUCCUUCUGGCCUCUUCUCAUUCUUUUGCACCUCUUCCCUGGCACAGCCAGAAACUCAGCUUUGGGCUCUUUUCCUCCACCGUUUCGGUUGGCUUACCAACUUCCAGAUGAAUUAUUUUUUGUACCCCAAUGUCCUGGAGAUCAAACCACCCAAAACACACACACACAUUAAAAUCUUAACACAAGGCAUCGUGGGGAAUUUAGGGAAGACUUCCUGCCUAUAUGGCGCCCUCCACUUGUGCUGGACCACAAGUCCCAUAAUCCCCCAGCCAGCAUUUCGUGGCUGCUGAGGGGAUCACAGGGGCUGCAGUCCACACACCUGGAAGGCACCAGGUUGAUCACAGCUGGGCCUCUGACCAGCCAGAAUGGGUCGAUCAUGCCUUAGUUGGGAAGUGAACACGGGGGCUUCUCACUUGAAUGUGUCUUGUGCACUUGAGUCCCCCUGGCUGGGAUGUCGGAUCCCGGGGCACUGAACGGAGCACUUACUCUCCUCUGAAGGCCCGUGCUUGGGUGGGCGGGUGGCCAGCCUCCUUUGACUCACGCUCAGAUGGCCCCCCAGUGAGGGCGUCCUUCAUUUCCUCUCCAGGGCAGGGGCGAGAAGGGAGAUGUGUGUGAGAAGAAGUGGGUUUCCCCCCUUUGUGCCUUUGAUAAGGGCUUCUCUCAGUUACAUAAAGGAAGAACAAGGUACUUUUGUAAGCAAAUUUGCAGCUGGCUAACUGGAAUACAGUGUUGUUAUUUUUUAAGUUAUGUUUCUUUCUCCCCUGGCUAGAGCAAAAUGAGGGGAGUGUUUAUUGAAUGCUGAUCUUCAUAUGCAAAUGUACUGUACAUUUAACGCUGGAAUUUCUUUAGAAUCUUAUUUUUUUCCAUGGAGGGGACAUUCAAACAUUUCUUGUUGUUAUGGGUGCCUGGGUUUCGGGGGAGGGGAAACCCCUUAUCUUUACAAACAAGGGCUCAAUUCAGUGAACUUUUUUUAAAGAAAAUAAAAAUAAAUGAUUUUUCUUUCUAA
Molecule: messenger RNA, 5413 nt
Organism: Varanus komodoensis (Komodo dragon)
Lineage: Eukaryota; Metazoa; Chordata; Lepidosauria; Squamata; Varanidae
Product: ADP-ribosylation factor 6-like
Exons: 2
Coding region: 668-1195 (175 amino acids)
Biological process (GO): intracellular protein transport; vesicle-mediated transport
Cellular component (GO): cytoplasm
Molecular function (GO): GTPase activity; GTP binding
Source: RefSeq, a predicted model, not a curated record